This is a messenger RNA of Caenorhabditis remanei, 2355 nucleotides long. RefSeq lists its product as uncharacterized. The coding region runs from base 1 to 2355 and encodes 784 amino acids. Gene Ontology annotation, cellular component: mitochondrion. The transcript has 8 exons. The record is from RefSeq and is a predicted model, not a curated record. NCBI's taxonomy places the organism in Eukaryota, Metazoa, Nematoda, Chromadorea, Rhabditida, Rhabditidae.
AUGGAUUCCACUGAACCCUCGUGUUCAUCUCACAAUUUUCAACCAAAUGACUUGAUUUGGGCAAAAAUGAAGGGCUUUCCCCCGUGGCCCGCUAAAGUAUUAGAGAGAAGUGAAGACACACCAGCACGGCGGAUUCCAGUAAUGUUCUUCGGAACUUUGGAGACUUCUUUCAUGAAACCAACAGAUCUUUCCGAUUAUUUAUCGAAUCAAUCGAUUCAUGAGAUUCCCCGAAAACAGAAAGAUUUCAAUAAAGCUGUUCAAGAGAUCCGGAAAGCAGCAGGUCUACAGACAGAUUCAGAUGAAAUCAAUUUUCCCACAAUAGAGAGAAAAAGUCCGCCAAGUUCACCGACAAGCGGAAGGAAACGACAGACUAGUGGACGGUUUUUGGAUGCAAUCAUGGCGGGUCCGGAUCCAAGUAAAAUGAGGGGACAGCGGUCUGGCAGCGCUUCAACGAAAACUCGUUCCCGUGCCUCCAGUAACGCGUCUGCAUCCAAGUUCCUUCGUGAUAUGAUGAGAAAAGAGAGGCAUCGUAUGAACAGUGAAAGCUCUCACGGCUCGAAAAAGAAGCUUCUAAGCAACGCGUUGCUUGGCGGCGCUCCCUCGACAUCGGAAGCUUUCCCAGAUUACGCGGACUCCACAGAUUUCAACGCUCUCUUCGGUGAAGCAAUUUUCGGAAAUUUCGAGUUGAACGACGACGCGAAAUCAUGGAAAUCUAGAAGAUCACGAAACAGUUCGAAAGUUUUCGAUUUUGAUUUAUUGGGAAGAUCUAGAAAUCGAUCGGGAAGCGCAUCUGGAAGACGAUCUCGUAUGAUAUCUCUUUCUGGAUUCUCCGGAGUCUCUGAUAUGUUCGAUGAAAUAUUCAAUAAUCCUGGAGACUUGGAGAGUCAUGCAGAUCAGUUAAUGCUAACACUCAAUAAUAUGCCAUCUGAUGGCUCAAUAGACCGCCCGUUGAGCCCAGAAAUGCUCAAUUUGAAUCCAAUGCUGCAACCCGCAGUCGAAUUCUGUGACACUUGUGGGUUUGAAUGUCGCAUAGUAAACGGAAUCUGGAAGUGUCUCGCAGCACAUUGUGGUGUUAUAAAAACUCAAGGCGGCGCCACAAUGAACGCUGUUCGUGAAAUGCUCGACGAACCUCUGCGUAUACCGAAACUUGAAAUUAAAACAGAGUGUCUCAGUGAUAAUAGUGCGGAGAAAGUGAACUUGUUACCGGCGAAACGAGCUCGGAAACCGAAACGAAACUCUGACGAUGAUGAUUCGGAUGACGAGGAGGCUUCGAGACGGAAAGCUCUAAUGUUGAAGAAAAAGAAAAGAGUUCAGGUUCUCUCCCCUCGUUCCCGAACCACCAGCCCCGUGCCUCAAAACAUUUCCACGUCAUCCGGUCUCCUUGGGCGCUCCAACUCACCCACUUCCAGCUCCCUCCGCAUCCGCGAUCGUGCUCGUCCAAAACACUACAAAGUAGAAAAGACACCCCCAAUCUCCGAGAGUGGACAUCGACACUGCGUAAAUUGUAAUGGACAAGUGCGGCCGCAAAUGUGUGGUGGUAAUCGGCAUAGAUGGCGUUGUGUUGACAAAAAGUGUCGUAAAUGGUACGGAUGGGUUCGUUCCCACGAAGAAAUACCAAAAAACACGGGAAGAAAGAAGAUGGCCACAUUCAAAUCACCCAUAACAAAGCCCAUGAAACCUCUAAAACCCAAAAAAGAAGAAGACGAAGACACGUAUCCAUUGAAACGAAAAGUCGGUCGUCCCUCAAAAAACGAUAUUAAAAUCCGUCUGAGAGUCCAAAAGGAGAUGGAGGAGAAGCAAGCGGCGGCGAAUGCGGCGAGAGCAGCUGAAAUGGCAACGAAUGCAUCGGUUGCUGCUGCGAACGCUGAUUCGACGACGCCUCAGCAACAACAGCGACGGAAAUAUACGAAAAGGAAGAAGGAUGGAUUAGGUGGAGUCACUGGGAGCAAGAGGGAUUUCAGUCCGUUUGAUGAGGAUGUCAAGAAUCGACCAACUUCACCGCUAUCCGACCUUGCCGCCUCGUACCGCCCGUCUGCAAUGGAGAAGCGUGCGAGAUGGUGGACAGGAGAGAAGCGAAGAGUCGAUGCAUCUCCUGAACGAGAUUUGGGAGUUACGCCAGCCGAUUCGGCAGCGGCGUUUCGUAUGAUCUCUCAAGCUACAAGAGCGGCUGCUGUCACAAGAGCUGAUGAAGUCGGCACAAUCAACGGAUCUCUCGACUUGCUCAUGGACUCACUCCUCGGUUCAAUGGGACCACUUCUAGCUACUCUAACACAACUCCCCGCUUUUCGAGAGGACAAUCCACUCGCCCUACAGUUUAUGAACGCCUCAGCUGUCCAUAUUCCGACAUUCCAAUAA